Messenger RNA from Daldinia vernicosa, 482 nucleotides. RefSeq lists its product as uncharacterized. NCBI's taxonomy places the organism in Eukaryota, Fungi, Ascomycota, Sordariomycetes, Xylariales, Hypoxylaceae. The transcript has a single exon. The record is from RefSeq and is a predicted model, not a curated record. The coding region runs from base 27 to 482 and encodes 151 amino acids.
CUCACAAAAACAAAAACGAAAAAAAGAUGAAAAAAUACCUAACUUUAAUCCUCACCGCCGCGUCCGCGCUCGCGCAGAAGAUCCCAGAUCCCCUCCUAUGCGAAGACACGCUCGACGUAUCGCCCCCGUUCCAGACGGAUUCGGUGCCGCGCCUGCUGGCGUGCGAGGCGCCCGUGGUAGUAGCCUCGACCACCUUCCCGUCUGUGCCUAGUUCAAGUUAUACGUGGACGGCUCCGUUUAGGGUCAGUUCUGUAUCGGGUUUACCGCAGGGUACGAGUAAUCAGGACGGACAGGCGACUCAGACGUCCACGUCGGGAUCGGGAUCGGGAUCGGUCGUUAGUACGGAGCCUGUUCAGAGUACGGAGACGGGUGGUGGAGCUGUUACGUCGCCGACUACUACGGCCGCGGCGGGACGUCUUUCGCAGGCAGGUUUGCUGGGGGUGUUGUAUAUUGUUGGAUAUUUGAUUGUGAUGGUAGCGUAA